This is a messenger RNA of Egretta garzetta (little egret), 2032 nucleotides long. RefSeq names its product YAE1 maturation factor of ABCE1 (gene YAE1). Lineage: Eukaryota; Metazoa; Chordata; Aves; Pelecaniformes; Ardeidae. The coding region runs from base 227 to 922 and encodes 231 amino acids. The transcript is spliced from 4 exons. The record is from RefSeq and is a predicted model, not a curated record.
UUCCACCGAUGUAAUGAAUUAGUUAUGCACCCUGAUGGUAAACAGCAUCCUUUCCCAUGUGGAAACAAAUGUACCGGUUGAGCAAUCAACUCUGUACAUGAUUUCUCUUCAGAACUCACAUUUUUUUGCCUAUACUUCUAAUCUGACACUUAGCCAGAGGGACUUUUCAGAGUUUCUCAGUAUAUUUUUUACUGCAUAAGCAGAGGUCAUAGUCAUUGCUGCUGUUAUGUCCUGGGUACAAGUUGCAGUCAGCCGAUCCAGUGAGGAUAUAUUUGAUGAAGAUGCAGAUGAGAUGUAUCUACUACAGAAAGAAUGGAACAGCACCAUGAAAAAAAGAUUGAAGGAAGGCUAUAGGGAUGGAAUUGAGGCUGGGAAAGAACUUGCACUCCAGGAAGGCUUUAAUCAAGGUUACAGACAUGGUGCUGAGCUGAUGGUUACAUGUGGCCAGUUCAGAGGAACCCUGAGUGCUCUCUUAUCCUGGUGUCAUUUUAAUGGACAUGAUUCUGCUUUAAGUAAGAUAAAUAAUCUUCUUGAUGUGGUUGGAAAGCAUGAAGAAGAUGUGCUUAAGUAUCUGAAUUCUACUGAUCAACAGCCACAUCUUGGACACAUUUUAGAUUCUGUUCAGGACAUGGACCUUAAUCACACAGCUCCAGCUGGGACAGAGUACAAUGAAGUUAAAGCUGGAAAACAUGAAGAUGUUGGCAGCUCUAGUGAAAAUAUUUGUAGAAAUAAUGGUGAGGUUGGUUCCUUGCAGUCCGAGUGCAGCAAGACAAAACUCUGCACAGAUCCUGAAAGGUCAACGCUUGCUUGGGUUAAAAAGCAGACUAUUUGGCUAGUAGAGCAACUGGGCUUAUCACUGGAUGUACUCCAUCAUGUCCAGCAACUGGAACAUCAGUGUCAGGAACUGUCUCAUGGUAUUUAAAAUUACCUCAAUUGGAUUUGAUUCUCAGUUUGUGGACCAUGUACAGGCUGAUACAUCACUUCAUUUUAGGGAACUCUGAUACUUCCCAGUAGAGGUAAUUUCUGUAAAUCUUCACCAUGCUUUGGCUCCUGGAAAAAAAACCUCUUGCAUUCAGUCUUAAGCAUAAUGUUCACAGAAAGGGGAAAUUACUUUUAAAGCUCUACAAAGAUUUACAUGUUCUGUGUCAGAAGCUAUGAUUUCACCUUCACUUUCUCUUUAGACAGCAGUUCAGACAUGGAGCAGGUCCCCUAAAUAGUCCCUUUAAAUAGGUCUCCACUAAUAUCUAAAAAAAUAAGUGCUAUGGACAAGCUAUUCUUGCAGAAUAAGCUGCUGAUGGUGAUAUGCUAACUAUGUGCAAAAUAGAAUGGGACUUGCUGCUGAUUUCUAGAGUGCUGUGACUCUCUAGUGGCUAUAUAAAAUGGAGGAAUUUUUCACCUUUUGUCAAAUUCUUCCUUUUACCUUUUGUAACCACUAUGCAGUGCACUUUUGUGGUUGAAAACUGGUUUUUUCCUCCUCAGACAGUUCUAUUUAUUUCACUUUUGCUGAACACACACCAUUCUCUUCAAAUGCAGAAUUACUGACAAUUCCAUUGUUUUACUGUUAGACCAUCAACUCUUACCCUGUUAGACCACACUGAUCACAUUUCCAGUCUAAUGAACUUCCUUGUGUUAUUUUUGUGUUUAUUUUGCCUGUUCUUCUAGCCUGAACUCUCCCUCCCUCACUCCCAUAGUGUUUUUCCCAAACUCUUCAGGAAGCCAGGCUUAUUUUCCUUCUCUUAGAAACACACUAUCAGCCACACAUGCAUAUUCCUGACAACUUUGUAUUUAUGUGCCAGUGUUCUAUGUUUGACUCCUUUUCCUGUUGCUUGCCUUAACUGUAGCUGCAAAUUGCUCUUGUCAGGAAGACUUUUCUUUGUGAAUGCCUAUCUCUGGUUUUACACUAAUUAAACUGUUUUACAGUAAGUUAGGGGUUUACUUGUUUUAAAUUGUUUAUAACUUCCCUUCAUGUCUGAGACAAAGCAGGACUAGACAGAGACAACUGCAAUUUUGAAUAGCCAGCUUAACUACACUU